Messenger RNA from Episyrphus balteatus (marmalade hoverfly), 2237 nucleotides. RefSeq lists its product as uncharacterized. The record is from RefSeq and is a predicted model, not a curated record. The transcript is spliced from 9 exons. Bases 501 to 2072 code for a protein of 523 amino acids. Lineage: Eukaryota; Metazoa; Arthropoda; Insecta; Diptera; Syrphidae.
CUUGUGGCAGCCCAAGAGAGAGCAACAGUAUUAAGUUCAAGUCGUAUAUUCUCUACAGACAUUCACUAUAGCUGAGUCUGAGCGAUAUAGCUUGAUAGCUUUCUCGUGCCUAACCAAUAGUCACCAGCAUCAGUACCUUCUCAAUACCAAAAUUCUUGUCUCAAUGCAAUCGCUCACGCUUACAAAUUAACGCUAUUUAGUUCAAUUUCGCCCUUUGCAGCAGCCGUUCUAUAUAACGCCGCAAAUUGAAAAGAUUCUCAAAAUUUGUUCGAUGAAAAUGGUCUAAGAACUUAAAUGAAUUUUAAUUUUCUUUGUACAUAAAAAAAAAUAUAAAUUUGGUGAAAAUUUUACUAUAGUGAAAAUUGUUAUAUUUUGAAAUAUUUUUUAUAAAACCAAGUGCUUUAGUUUUUUAUGUAGGAAGUCAUUUGUGCUCGCAAAAAAAAAUUAACGACUUUGGAUCGCGCCGGAUUAAAGUUAACGUACAUAAUUUCUUCUAAAAAAUGGGUGAAUCUGAAGCAAUUCAGCGACUUAAUUUCAACGAUGACGACAUCAAUGUUGAUGAAGCUGAUGAAUCAGGAUAUAUCAAUGGUCCAAUUUACGAUAAAAUAUACAAAUUGGCUGAAACAUUCGCUGCAACUAAGAUCGGGCAUUUUGUUACUGGAAAAGUUGAUGGACUUUUAAAACUUAUUGAAGAUACAGCAAAAUGGAGCUUGCCACCAAGAAAUCAGGAUAAAAAUGAGUCAAGUGUACCACUUCAACGACCUCUACCUUGGAUACCAUUUAUUGCGUUGAUAUUAAUUUUGCGCUUAGCUCGAAUAGGCUUGUCAGUAGCAGGACUAUUUAUUGGCAAUGCACCCUUAGUUCCAAGUGAUGUUGUGUAUUUUAUACAAACUCGAAGGCGAAAAUUACGAUCAAUUAGAAUUGCUGGAAUGAGGGAAAUUCAAAAAAAUAAACAAACCCAAAGACCCUCAACAAGUGGUGGUCUACUAUCAAGUGUAACACAUUUAAUGUCAAUGGCCAUUUGCCGACCCAAAUUAUGUGAAGAUACUCAUAACAUCCUUGUCAAUGAAAAUUGUUUUGGAGAAGCCCAAUGUUCUGGUGUGGUCGAGACUCAACAAAAUCAUAAUACAUCUAAGAAUCGUCGCAUUGAAGAUGAAGAUGAAAACAUAUCUGAUCACGACCUAACAUUAGAUCAAAUCCUCGACAAAUAUGGAGCUAGUAGCAAUGAAGAUGAUGAUUCCGAUUUCAUUCCACCCAGCGAUGGUUUGCUAGAUGCCGACACUUCAGCUACCUCAACAUCAUCUGCAUCAUCCGAUGAAGGAAUUAAUAACGAUGAUGAUAUUGAAAAUAAUGAAAGUGAAGCUCCUCCACUAUCUAUUUCGAAUGAACUAAAUGAAUCGAACUAUCUUAUGACUAACGGAAAUAUUAGUUUAGAAAGUCAAGACCAUAGCAUCGGGAACAAAAUAAAUGGUGAACACUCGGACACAAAACUCAGAAAACCUAAAAUAAUGCCAAAACCAAUUAAGGAAGAACCUCUUCCGCUACCAAUUCAAGAAAUCAAACAAGAACCAGCCGACAGCGAUGAAGAUACAAAUAGAAAUAGAAUAGAAUUUGAAAACUCUGAAGAUUUUAGAAUUCCCAAUAAGAUUGAUCUUCACCAACACCAACACCAACAGCAGUCCAUUGUGGAACUCGAAAAUGUAUCCAAAGAAUCAUGUGAAAAUAAUGUAAUCACUGAGAAUGGAAAAGAUCAACAUAUGGAUAUAAUGAAUGGCGAUCAAACACAAUCAGAAAUUUUUGUCACUCCUGCUACUUCUGCUGAAGAUUUGUUCUUUAGCCCAGUCGGUUCACCAGAUCUAUGUGGUAAUUUUGGUUAUCAACCAACAUCAAUUUUAAAAAAUUGUCAAGCUGUUCAUUUGGAGAAGAGAGGGCACAUGGAAGCGUUUGCUGAAAAUGAGAAUUUUAUUAGAGGCGAAAGCACAAAUGAAUCAGCAGCGACAUCAAGGCCGGCAAAAAAUGCCAAUCACACUGGAAAACCAAUUAAAAACAAAUUACGAGGAAAACGGCGAUAGAACUCAAAUAAAAUUCAUCAUAUUUUAGUUUUAAACGUUCCUGUUAGCUAUGCCUAAUGUUAUCGAACCAAUAGUUUGUAUAUUUUUUUUUAAUUAUUGCAAGUCAAAGUUGAGUCAUUUUAAAAAAGAUAAUUUAAUAUAAUAUAUUUAUAAGAAAAACUAUAA